AUCGACAAAAUUAAUCGACAAUCCCAGCAUCACCACCGCGCCCCGUCUUAAGGAGCGUCCACAGUGUAGCCGAGGCCGGCGCCCGCGCACGAUCCAAAAAUACCACCCGGCCAUCCCGACCCGCGGCGUGCCCUGAGCUCAACCGUUUUAAAAACAAAACAAUUCCACCAACCAACUGUUUUUAUUCCAAAUUCGAACAUCACGCUCGUCUUUUGUUGAUUUAAAAACGACUAGUUCUUUUUUUGAACUUCAAAGUGUUGUGCCAGUGGUCUCAUGAGGGGCAUGUCUCCGACUGCCUUGGGGGCCGAUUUGCCUCAGUGGUGUGGCAAGGUUGCUGAAAACUGCCCCCAAGCCCUCCUCGGAUGGCUGUAUUUGACACACGACCAGAAUGAUCAGUGGCUCCCGGGUUCAGUAUGGGGCCCUCUACCCACUGCGGCGACGUCCACCCAAGCGCCUUCAGAUGACACUAGUUCUUUGGCAGAGCAGCUAGCAGCACUGUCGCUACGGCGUCCACCGCGCCCGCCACCGCCUGCUUAUAUGUGUCACCUUUGCUUUAAUAAGGGACAUUACAUCGGAGAUUGUCCUCAGGCCCGUCCAAAAGGCGAGGGGUUGACGCCGUAUCAGGGCAAGAAGCGGUGCUUCGGCGAGUACAAGUGUCCCAAGUGCAAGCGCAAGUGGAUGUCUGGGAACUCCUGGGCCAAUAAUGGACAGGAAUGCAUCAAGUGCCGCAUCAACGUGUUUCCUCAUAAGCAGAGACCACUUGAGAAGCCAGACGGUCUUGACGUGAGUGACCAGUCUAAGAUCCAUCCACAACAUCUCUGCCAGAAAUGCCGUUCGCUCGGAUACUACUGCCGCCGUGAAUAUUAAGAAACUUGUAAAUGCAUCUUACUAACACGUUGUGUGACAAAACAAGAAUUGUCUAAAUUUUUAUAUACCGUUCUGGUGGCUAGUAAAUCUACCCUGACAAGGGUCAGUCAGUUUAAAGGUGGGUUCCCACGGCCCGUGUUAUUACAGGUCAGGCACGCCUGUGGAUGCAUGUGCGGCUAUCCGUCGGGAGUGGGUGACGACAGGCGACCACAAGCCUCAUUGGAUGCGACCGUUCCCACAAUCUGAGGCGGGGUCAGAUCUGUGAAACAACGGACCGUGGGAACCCACCUUAAGAGAGACCACACUAGUUUCUUUUGAGCAUCAGCGUUUAAUCAGCGCUUGAAAAAUGUGACACUGCGCAGUUGCGGCAACGUUGCGACGAGGAGCAGGCAUAGAGUUGACUAGACGCCCACGCUCGGGAGACGUUACUGUGGGGUCUCAACAAAUGUAUGGAGGUCGGUUAGCGUCUAGCGUUGUACGUACUUACGUUCCAAAGCCCUUGGGUAGAGACGUACUGUCCUUAUGCUCUGUAUUGCCACCACUGCUGCACAUGUAUAAUUUAUCGCUAUUUUUUUUAUUUUUUUUGUCGCCGUUAUUAAUCCGGAAGUAUUUCUUAUCAGCAUACUUUUCCAGAAUUAUGAAAGUUUAUAAUUUUUUCAGGCUACAGACAACACUUGAUGUGGUGAACACAACACCUAAAAAAUUUGAUGCUCUCUAACUGAUGACUGUGUUGCUCCAAAGAUUUGCACAAAUGAUAAAAUAUAAAUGAAACGAUCGACCGUUAUUAGAUUUAAGAAUAUUUUAUAAUGGUUUUGAAACAUUUAAUUGGCAGUUACCCAAAGUCAAAGUGUGUUUCCUAACGUCUAAAUAAGACGAGGCGAGCACUCAACACAUCCAUGGCCAAGUCCGGCAACGCCCUGGCCGCGGCCUC
This is a messenger RNA of Cydia strobilella, 1798 nucleotides long. RefSeq names its product zinc finger CCHC domain-containing protein 24-like. The record is from RefSeq and is a predicted model, not a curated record. The transcript has 4 exons. The coding region runs from base 274 to 867 and encodes 197 amino acids. Gene Ontology annotation, molecular function: nucleic acid binding; zinc ion binding. NCBI's taxonomy places the organism in Eukaryota, Metazoa, Arthropoda, Insecta, Lepidoptera, Tortricidae.